AAACAAAACAAAACAAUUUGUCCAUACAUGACUGAGCCAGAGAAAGGCAGGUGACUAGAAAUAUUUAAAAAAGGGGGAAAGAAACGCUAUACAUACCUAUUUUUUCCUAAGCUAGCUAAAAUAAAAUUUAAGACAACCAAAAUAUGGUGGGGUUCAAAGGCACUGUGACUGACUGGGGAGUGAGGUCACCUGGGUUCUAGUCUUUCCCAGUCCCUGGUUCCCUAGUCUCGCCAACUAGAUAGUAAGGUCCUUGAAAGCAGGCUGGGGAAAAUCAUGAAGCCAAAGCUCUGGGAGCACCCUAUCUAUAUGAGGCGGAACACUGGCAUUCCAACCUAUGGACUUCGGCAGUCUAUCCUCGUUAAUAAGCGGCUCCAGGACUGUUAUGUUGAUGCACCCACCCUCACCAACAUAUGGACUUCCAAAACGUGUGCAAACCCAAAUGUAGCUACGAAGGGCAGUCCCACGUCUUCCUGGGAAGUUGUCAAGAACCCCCUAGUUUCGAGCUCCUUCUCUCUGGUUAAGUUAGUCCUCAGGAGGCAGCUGAAGGACAAAUGCUGCCCCAUACCUCCCAAGUUAGGUGGUGAGGGGAAGGCACGGAGGAUUUCAAAGGUCAAGACCAAGGGGACUGCGGCAGUGAGGGCUGACCUAGGGGAUGAGGACAAAAACAAGAGCCCUUCUGGGAAGCUGUCUGGCACAUUGGAUCUGAUGGGGCCCACAGGACACAAAAGUGAGAGCAAAGAAAGUCAAAAGGAAGAAAAGGGGGCAGUCAAUGAUGGGGCUGUUAGCCCAAUUCCCUCAGGGGAAAUCAAGGGAACAGCUGGGAAAAUGCAUGGCCUGCCUCUAGAAAACAGAAGCAAUCAACAUUCCCAGGAUGCCCUUGUUAUCCAUGGGCUCUCUGCUGAGCAAUACACGGCCUUGUACCACUCAGUGGUAGAGCCCAUGCUGUGGAACACAUCGGGGACCCCUAAGAGAUACAGUCUGGAGCUGGGGAAGGUCAUCAAGCGAAGGCUCUGGGAAGCCCUGUGCAGCCAGGCCAUGACUCCCAGCCCUGGAGCAGGCCCUGGAAGCUUCCAGAACGAUCCCAUCCUGCCCGGGAAGCGCACGGCUCCCAAACUGGAGAGGAAUGCCAGUGAACCACCGGCAGCAUCCAAGUGGUUGAAGGUAGAGUAAAGACUUCGGGGAGAUAGAUGGAAGAGUAGAAACAUCGAUUAAUAGGAUUAAAUAUUUGACACUGGAUGUCUG
Molecule: messenger RNA, 1242 nt
Organism: Trichosurus vulpecula (common brushtail)
Lineage: Eukaryota; Metazoa; Chordata; Mammalia; Diprotodontia; Phalangeridae
Gene: C1H22orf31
Product: chromosome 1 C22orf31 homolog
Exons: 4
Coding region: 274-1170 (298 amino acids)
Source: RefSeq, a predicted model, not a curated record